AUGCAAUUACGAAUCGCCCACAUCGUGUACUAUACAGAUGCACAAGCGUUGAACGAUCCCAUUACACAGUACAUUGAAGGUCGGCUGGGGAACAGGAGGAUAUUCUGGUGUCCUAGCGGUUAUGGAUAUUUGGCAUAUUGUCCCCAGCCUACGGAUUGGGACAACUAUAACUGGUGUUGUACGUGGCCAUAUAUGGGCUCAUGGAAACCAUCCUGCUGUCCGUUUGCUAUACCAACCGGUGCAGUUGUAGCCAUCAUAAUUGCUGCAAUCGUUUUGUUGGCAGUUUUGAUCGCCCUGUCAUGUUGGUGCUGCUACUGUUGUCCAUUAUAUAAGCAGCUGUAUGAGUAUGAAGAAGAUUAG
Molecule: messenger RNA, 360 nt
Organism: Haemonchus placei
Lineage: Eukaryota; Metazoa; Nematoda; Chromadorea; Rhabditida; Trichostrongylidae
Source: the annotation of a GenBank genome assembly